AUGUCUUCCGAGAAAGACUUUGGCGGCGAGAAAGCUGCCAAUUACCCCAAGUCUAGCUUGGAUCUCAAUUCGGACGCCAAACACAUCGAGGUCGCCGAUAAUGCAACUGACGUCGAGGCGCUCGCUGCCAGCGUCAAUGACUUGCCCAUUACUUGGUUUGUGUGGGUGGUGGCCCUAACCGCCUCCAUUGCCGGCAUGUUGUUCGGUUACGACACGGGUAUCAUUUCCGGGGUGUUGGUGGUGCUCAAGGACGACCUGAACAAUCGUCCAGUGACCAGCUCCGAGAAAGAAAUGAUCACCUCUCUCUGCUCCGGUGGUGCCUUCAUCGGGGCGAUUUUCGCUGGUAACACCGCAGACCGAGUAAGUUUCAUCCUGCGCGGCUGCAAAAGCAAAAAGGACCCUACUAACCCAAUCAUGCAGUUUGGUCGCAAGAUGGCAAUCUAUCUUGGCUGUGUUCUCUUCGUCAUUGGCUCCGUGCUCCAAGCCGCCGCCUAUACGAUCGCGCAGAUGGCGGUGGGUCGCGUGGUAGUCGGACUGGGCGUAGGCUCGGCCGCGAUGGUCGUGCCGCUGUACGUUGCGGAGAUCGCACCGGCGGGGGCUCGCGGUCGCUUAAUUGGGCUAAACAACAUGUCCAUCACCGGUGGACAGGUCAUCUCGUAUGCGAUCGGAGCGGCCUUUGCGAGCGUCAGCCACGGUUGGCGCUACAUGGUCGGCCUGGGCGCUCUCCCCGCCCUUAUCCUCGGCUGUAUGAUGCCGUUCUGUCCCGAAUCACCUCGCCAUCUCAUCUACAACGGGCGCAUGGAAGAAGCCCGCAGCGUCCUGGGCCGUAUCUACAGCAGCGCCGCGACGGACGAGCAAAUUGCCGCGUUGUUGGUGACGAUCCGCGCGGCCUGCGAUCAGGCCCGCGAGAUCAACGACACGGGGAGCGGGUGGUCGAAGGUGGUGAAAUUACAUACCGUGGGGAGUAAUCUGCGCGCCUUGAUAGCGGCGUGCGGGUUAAUGGUCAUCUCCCAGAUGAGUGGGUUCAAUGCCCUGAUGUACUACUCUUCGACACUGUUUGCGUUGGUGGGGUUCAACAACUCGACGGCCGUGGGGCUGGUGGUCGCGGGCACCAACUUUAUCAUGACUUGGGUGAACAUGAUGGUGGUGGAUGGUUGGGGUCGCCGACGCUUGCUGCUUGCGACAGCCUGGGGAAUGGCGGUGGGGAUGGCCGCCGUUGCGAUCGCCUUCCACUGGGUUCCCGUCAAUAUGGAGACGCUUGAACCCCUCAACCCGGGCAUUUCCCCGGCGGCUAUCGUCAUUUUGGUGUUCGUCAUCUGGUUUGUUGUGUUCUACGGGGUUUCGGUCGGCAACACCGCCUGGAUGAGCACAGACUUCUUCCCGUUGGAGGUACGCGCGAUGGGCACCAUGUGGAUGACUUGCUCCAACUGGGGCAGCAAUGUUAUCGUCUCCAGCACCUUCCUCACCAUGGCCAAAUCCAUGACUCCAUCCGGCGCAUUUGGCUUUUACGCAGCCCUAUGCGGCAUUUCCUACGUCUGGAUUUACUUCUUUUAUCCCGAGGUCUCCGGACUCGUCCUGGAAGAAGUGCAGGAGGUGUUCCAGCACGGCUUCGGAGUCCGGUACGCCCGACAGCUGCGCAAGGAGCGAAAAGACAUCAUCGAGGAGCGAAUGCGAAGUGCAGAGAAGCCGAUUCCGAUGGGUCAUUAGACGGAUUGUCACUUCACUUACUGGCUGAGUGGAGUGUGACUAUGUGUGUAAAGUAGUACUUUAGGUAGCACUCUCUGUAACGAUCGACAAUCA
Aspergillus costaricaensis CBS 115574 is the source of this 1800-nucleotide messenger RNA. Its product is annotated as MFS sugar transporter. The transcript has a single exon. Gene Ontology annotation, cellular component: membrane. The record is from RefSeq and is a predicted model, not a curated record. Gene Ontology annotation, molecular function: myo-inositol:proton symporter activity. Gene Ontology annotation, biological process: transmembrane transport. The coding region runs from base 1 to 1707 and encodes 568 amino acids. Lineage: Eukaryota; Fungi; Ascomycota; Eurotiomycetes; Eurotiales; Aspergillaceae.